AUGGGCGUGUGCGCUUCCUGCUUGGGUCGGGGCGGGAGAGAUAGCCAUGAUUCUGAAUCAUCCCGACUCCUCGACGAUGAGCUAUACCAGUCAGGCUACGGGUAUGGGAGUGUGGGGUCAGUUCAACGCCAGGCUCGCGAUCCAGAAUAUCUGAAACGGGAGAGAGAAGCUCUGGAGGCGAUAUGCCAGCGAACGUCAGAUUCUGUGGUUGACAUCUGGGCGCUGCAACCUCACCAGUCCGGAUAUGCCACUCUGUCCCUAGACGCCUCCACCGCAUCCUCUUCAAGAGUAGCAAGCCACGAGACAGCCACAUCAGCUACUUCAGACGGGCAACAAUAUUCCGUAUCACCUCAAUAUCCCCCCCACAUACAAAAAACACAGAGUCCAGCAGAUGGCGCGAGGCGGGAUGCGUCGCCGGUCCCAGGAGAAUUUGGGAGGCUUCGCUAUGCACCACUGACUACGUCAAAGAAUAUUAACUUAUCAGCCGUGCCAAAACAUUGGGGAGAGGUGGUGAUGACGACGAGAAAGGGUAAGAAGACAAGACCCGGUGUGAAUACCGAUCGGAACGGCGGCAAGUCCAAGGACCUAUUCGGAGUGUUGGUUGUGGAUUAA
This is a messenger RNA of Paracoccidioides brasiliensis Pb18, 612 nucleotides long. RefSeq lists its product as uncharacterized. The coding region runs from base 1 to 612 and encodes 203 amino acids. Gene Ontology annotation, biological process: positive regulation of TOR signaling; lysosome organization; positive regulation of MAPK cascade. The record is from RefSeq and is a predicted model, not a curated record. Gene Ontology annotation, cellular component: Ragulator complex; late endosome membrane; membrane raft. The transcript is spliced from 3 exons.